Molecule: messenger RNA, 684 nt
Organism: Fibroporia radiculosa
Lineage: Eukaryota; Fungi; Basidiomycota; Agaricomycetes; Polyporales; Fibroporiaceae
Exons: 2
Coding region: 1-684 (227 amino acids)
Source: RefSeq, a predicted model, not a curated record
AUGUUCGAGCGCAAAAACCAAAGCAUCCUCUCUGAGCACUACACCAAACUCGUUGACCAUUCCAUUGAUCGAAACCAAGAUGCCGACUCGGAGGACGAUUUCAUUACACUCAAAAGAGCCGAUCACGACCUCCCAGGCGACGGCGAGCUUCCGGAGUCCGAAUUCACUUCGAAACGGAAGGUGAAGAUGGCGAUGUCGAAGAAGGCAAUCGCGAAGUCGGGGCCGAAAGGGAAUAAGUUGGUAUUCGACGAAGACGGCCUCGCGCAUGAGAUAUAUGAGCUGAAGACGACCAACGAGGUUUUCCGAGGAGCGGAUGACAUCAAGGAAGCAGGACGGAAAUUCGCCGAGGGCGAGAGAGGAAAGAUGCAAGAAGCGGAUGUGGUCGACAAGGCAGAGGCGAAAGAGAAGAAACGCGAAAAGAAACGAAAACGGAAGGAACGUGAGAAAGAGGAAAUGGGGCACGAUGACGGCGAAGGAAUGCCGAUGACGACGACUCUGGCCCCCGUUGAAGACGGCGAUGGAUAUGUAAGCCCCGACUUCGACCUGCCGUCGGAAUCUGAAGACGAUCUCGAUGCUGCGCCUCCACCUCCGAAGCGCGCAAAGGCGCAGAGUCGCAAACGUGAUGUAGAUUCGGAUUUGGAGGAAGAAGAGCAACUGGCACUGCAGUUCCUCCGUAGUCGAUGA